Acyrthosiphon pisum (pea aphid) is the source of this 309-nucleotide messenger RNA. RefSeq names its product THAP domain-containing protein 1 A-like. Gene Ontology annotation, molecular function: RNA polymerase II cis-regulatory region sequence-specific DNA binding; DNA-binding transcription factor activity. Gene Ontology annotation, cellular component: nucleus. Lineage: Eukaryota; Metazoa; Arthropoda; Insecta; Hemiptera; Aphididae. The transcript is spliced from 2 exons. The record is from RefSeq and is a predicted model, not a curated record. The annotation marks the transcript as partial. Gene Ontology annotation, biological process: regulation of transcription by RNA polymerase II.
AUGGUGAAUUUUUGUAGUGGUUUUGAUUGUACUAGCUCAAGUGACGUUAGGAAAGACCUGUCAUUUCACAAGUUAGUUCCUCUUAAAGAGAAAGAGAGGCUUCAACAAUGGGUACAUGCUGUUCGAAGAAAGGAUUUUAAACCUACUUCCAGCUCGACAUUAUGUAGUUUACAUUUUAAAGAAACUGACUUCUAUUCUGCUGUUGUCAGUGGGAAAAAAAUGUUAAAAAAAUCUGCUGUACCAACUGUAUUUAAUUUCCCAAUUCAUUUAACAACAAAAAUAAAAGAAAGAAGAAUCCUGCAACGAGAA